This is a messenger RNA of Nycticebus coucang (slow loris), 1945 nucleotides long. It is a transcript of the gene LSP1, whose product is annotated as lymphocyte specific protein 1. Gene Ontology annotation, molecular function: actin binding. Bases 425 to 1471 code for a protein of 348 amino acids. Gene Ontology annotation, biological process: signal transduction. The record is from RefSeq and is a predicted model, not a curated record. The transcript is spliced from 11 exons. Lineage: Eukaryota; Metazoa; Chordata; Mammalia; Primates; Lorisidae.
CUGAGUCCUGAAGGAGCGAGGGCAGCGGGGGCCCAGGGAGUCAGCCAGACCCGCAGAGGCAGGGGACACUGGGACAAGCUGCCCACAGGGAGCCACCCCGGAGACCCCUGCCCGCAGGACCAGAGGGGCUGGGACUGGCAAGCAGAAGGUUGCAGGGACAGACAGGCGACCAGGCAGAGAGAAGGGACUGGGCAGGGGGUGUCAGAGCCAGAGGGAGGAGGGACAGCCAAGCACAGAAGUAGAGAGGCACGCGUGGGCAGAAGGGCCUGGGCAGGAGGGCCCGGGCAGGGCAGGAGAACCUAGGGCUGUGGGGACAGGAGUGGCCGCAGGGGAGGGCAGGAGUGUGGAGAUUUUGGAGAAGCUGCUGCCACAUCCCCAGGGCUGGGGUCAGGGCAGGUCAGCGGCCACGGGCGGAUGCGGCAGCAUGAGCGGCUCCGUGCCCCUGAGGAAGAAUUCUAGCAAACAGGGCCUGGAGACCCUCCUGAGGCUUACCACACAGUGGAGUGUGGAGGGUGUGGAGGAGGCCGCGCAUGAGCAGUGUCGGCGUGAACGUGACAGGCAGCUACAAGCCCAGGACGAAGAUGGAAGUGGCCAGCCCCCGGAGCGGACAGAGCAGGAGACACUCCUUAGCCUGGAGCACUCAGAGGCCCGUGAACUGGAGGAGGAUGAGGGUUUUGGCGACUGGUCCCAGAAGUCAGAACCGCGGCUGCACUGGGGGACUGAGGGGACCCCGAGCAAUGGAGAGCCCCCUCUCUGUAUGAGUCCUGAGGGCAAGCCGGAGGGGCACAGGCCCUGCCAGCAUGCCUGUGGGGGUGACGAAGGUAACGGACCACCCCUGGAUGAAGCUCCCCUGGAGGAAGCAUGUCUGAGCCAGGAGGAGACUGGCCCACGAGAGACCGGCCAGGACACCCUGGGGAUGGCAGAGGCUGGGGACACCACGGAGGAGCACCAGACAUGUCAGCAGCCCAGGACACCCAGCUCCUUGGUCAUGGAGGAGACCCCUGAACAGGGCUCACCUCCCCUGAGCCCCACCACCAAGCUCAUCACCAGGACCGAGUCCUUGAGCCGCUCCAUAGAGAAGAGCAACAGUGUGAAGAAGUCCCAGGCUGCCCUGCCCAUUGCCAAGAUUGACGAGCGGCUAGAACAGUACACACAGGCUGUGGAGACUGCUGGCCGGACCCCCAAGCUAGCCCGCCAGACCUCCAUUGAGCUUCCCAGCAUGGCGGUGGCCAGUACCAAGAGUCGGUGGGAAACGGGAGAGGUGCAGGCUCAGUCUGCGGCCAAGACCGCCUCCUGCAAGGAUAUUGUAGCUGGAGACAUGAGCAAGAAAAGCCUCUGGGAGCAAAAGGGAGGCUCCAAAACCUCGUCAACGGUUAAGCAGAGCACCGCAUCUGGGAAGAGGUACAAGUUUGUGGCCACUGGACAUGGGAAGUAUGAGAAGGUGCUAGUGGAUGGGGGCUCAGUGCCCUAAGUCCCCCAUCUUGGCUUCCCAUCCAUGUUCCUAGGGGAGAUUCCAGCCAGAUACUCACCCCCAGCCCUGGCCAAGAAGUCGCUUCCUGUCACCAUCCUGGGCCACCCUCACAGCUUUGACACCCCUACCACAACUCCUGCUUCUGGACCCUCCAGCCUCUCUCCCCUCCCACUCUUUGACCCCAGCUCUGUCUCUGACUUCUUAGGGGAGGAAAGAGACUCCUGAUCAUUGGCCAAAGUGACUGUCUCCUAGAGAGGCCAAGAGCUCUCAGGGAAGACAGGAGAGCAAGAUGCCACCUGAUCUGUGCAGAGAGGGCUGGUCACCCAGCCAGAUCCAAGAAGUACCUGCAGGGUGACCUCCAGGCCAAAAGCCAAGAUACCUGUGCUGGAUGCUCAGGACUCUGUGUCCCUCCUACCCCUGCUUGCGCCACUGCUCUCUCCAUGUCGUGCAAUAAAGCUCCUCAUGUCCCCAUGC